Elaeis guineensis (African oil palm) is the source of this 3737-nucleotide messenger RNA. RefSeq lists its product as uncharacterized. Lineage: Eukaryota; Viridiplantae; Streptophyta; Magnoliopsida; Arecales; Arecaceae. The record is from RefSeq and is a predicted model, not a curated record.
GGGAUCUAACGUCCAAGAAGGCCCAAGCCAAAGAGAAGAGCCAAUGGAUUUGGGAGCGAUGGAAGCAGCGAUGGUGGGGAAGGAGAGCAGCGGGAGCUGGAGCUCGUCGACGAAUUGGAUCGCUGCCGAGGGAUCCCUCCAAGACUCCAUCUCCUUCGAGACCUCUGAUGAGGACGCCCCCCCCUUGACCUCGAGCGGUCUUCUCCUCGUCCGGCUGCCGUCCGAUGACCCCCGGCCCUGCGAGGUUACCAUCUUGUUCAGGGAAAAGCAUGAAAUUCACAGGGUUUAUGUACGAAGUACAGCCCGGGUGUAUGAGAUAUACUAUGCUGCUGAUCAGCAGAAUAAAAGUAACGAGUAUCUGUGUACAGUACGUUGUGGUCCUGCUGCUAGAGAAGUGAUGUCACCAAGUAGUUCUGAGGGAGCUGUUACCAAAAGCCAAAAUGGUAAUGAUGGAACUAUGGAAAAGCAUGAGAAGAUGGCUAGAAGUGAUAGUAAUAAUAGCGAUGAAGAUGGUUGGGUAGAAGUGCAGGUUCCUGAUUCUCCUCAGCAGAAUGACCAAUCAAAUGCUCUGUCAAAAAAGAUCGAUGAAAAUUCUAGUGCAAAAUUUCAGAUCCAUCAUGAGGCAACAGCUGAGAUUUCAGAUGCUAGUCCUUGUGUGUCCCUUACAAUUCGUUUGCUCUCACUUCAAACUAAGACAUGUGUUCAUGUAGAGGAAAUUUACAUAUAUGCGGAUCCUGUUGAUUCCUCCAAUCCUGAUCCUCAUGUGAGUAUGGAGGGAAACUUGAGUGGAAAUCCUCUACUGGCCAUGCUUGUUCCUGGUCUUCUGCAAUUAUCUAAAUCAGGCACUGGCAGGAUACAGAAUAAGUAUUUUUCUGUCGACUCAGGAGUGCAAGAACAUCAGCAUUGCGUGGAUAAAGUAGCUGAACAAAGCAGGUUGGACAUGUGUGGAAUGGGGCUGCAACAAGCAAAUUGUGCUAUGAUGCAACAAAAUUUGGGGCAAUUGCAGGAAGAAACCAAGGUAAAACCUGAAAAUAUACAGUUGGAAUCUGGCCAGAAUGUAAUAGAUCAAAAGCUGGGGCCAGUGCAGGAACAAACUGAGGUAAAACCAGAAAAUGUACAGUUGGGAUCUAACCAGAGGGUAACUGAUCAAGCAGAUCAAGAGUUGGGUCCAGUGCAGACACAAACUGAGGUAGAACCAGAAUAUGUACAGUUGAGAUCUGACCAGAAGGUAACAGAUGAGGUAGAAGCAGAAAAUAUAGAUUUGGGAUCAAACCACAAAGUAACAGACAUGGAUCAUGUGCCAAAAUCUGCAGCUGAAGAAAAUAAUCCAGCCUCUAGUCACGUUGAGAAGGUAUUGGAUGAGCUAGUCUUAAGAAUGGGAAGAAUAGAAGCUUUCUGUUCAAGAUUUGAGGAAAACAUGAUGAAACCCCUCAGCUGCAUUGAGAUAAGGCUCCAGCGACUUGAGCAGCGAUUUGAUGCAUUUGCUGUGGGAAAGUAUUCUGAAAAAAACCUUUGUUCAAGGAUAUCAGCCCCAGAAUUUUCAUUUGACGAAUUGGACUCAGAGAACAAAGGCUGCAAUACUUCAUUCACAGUAGGGGAGGUGACUGUGUCUGAUGACUCAUCAUUUCCAGCUAAUGAUGUUGCAGCUUCUGUGCCUGAUUCAAAGAUGUGUCCAAGUCUGGCGGUGAAGGCACCUGAAUCCCAUAAUGAAGAUGACUUGUCAUUAUCAGCCAUGGAUGGUGCAACUUCUGUGCCUGAAUCUAAUAUGCGUCCAGGACUGGUGGUUAAGGCACCUGAAUUCCUCAAUGAAGAUGAAGAGUUUACCAACACUGAUGAUACUUCAGAUUCAAGUGUGAAGGAUUGCCCCAAUGUUAAUACACAUCAAUCCAUUGAUGGCGCAUUAGCUUCAGCACUGGCAGCAUUCCUGACAUCAACUACUGUCAAAUCUCCCAAACAUAGCCCAAAUGUGAUGGAAAAACCUCAUUGGUUUUCUAAUGGUGUUAACAACAACUCAGAUUCCUCUCCUGUUAGUGUAUCUUCUGAGGGAUCUGAUAAAUUAUUCAGCAAAAUUGAAUUGGAGACAAUCAGCUGCAGCACGUUGGAUGUAAUAAAGGAAACCAAUCAUGGCGACUCACUGUCAUCAGCUGAUGUUGUGGGAACUCCUGAUACAUCUUUAGAUGAAUCUUAUUUGGAGGAUAAGGGUGGUGAUACAUCAGAUGCAGCGAGGAAUGUUGCUGCUUUUGAUGGCUCAUCAUUGUUAGCUGAUAACACGAACUCUUCUGUGUCUGCGCCCCAGAUUUCAGGUUUGAUAUUUACAGCACCCGAAUUUCCAAAUGAGGAAGAUGAUUUUAUUGACUGUGAUGAUACUUUAGAUUCAGGUGUGGAAAGUUGCUUUAAAGAUCAGGAGUCAGUGCCCACUUCUGGUAAAUCAGGUUUAGCAUUGGCAGCAUUUCUCUCCUCGACAAAGCUAAAAUCUCCUGAGCACAGUUCAACAUUGUUAGGGGCAACAUUUGAGCUUUUCAGUGGUGAUAACAAUGAGUUGGCCGGGUGUGAUCACACCAUCACUAAUGUACCUGAUCCCAUCAUAACUCCAGAUAACAAUGAAUUGGCCUCCUCUUCUGUUGAAAUCCCCUGUGGAGGAGUUGGCAGAGUAGGUCCUACAAACCAUGAAAACAACAUGGAAAGCAAGGUUGAUUUACACCAAUUCUUCAACUCCUUGCGUCCUGAUGGCCGGUUGGAACAGGGUGAGUAUGCUAAGCUAAGACACCAAACUGGUCCCACUGAACCAACCAUUGGAGGAUCAACUGCUGACUGCAUGCCUCUCAAAGAUGGCAUGGAACAGAAGGAUCAUGGUGUAAAAUGGGACAGAUCAAGUUCCACAGAGGCAACUGCAAUGGAGGAAGGAUCUUUUGCACAGCUGGCACCUCAUUGUAUGGACUUUCAAUCAAAUGGAGGCAUCAGCAGCAAAUGGCAUGAUGGAAGCUGGGUAGAUGAUGGUGAUGCUGAGGAAGCUGCACAUGGUAGUCCCUGCUUGAACCAACUUAGCAGAGAGUGGACCGAGGACUGUAGCACAGAUUCGAGCUUUGAUGAACUUUUCAUCAAAAGUAAAGUUCAGGUUUAUUGGUCAGAUGACAGCAGCACAGAUUACUUCCCAGUUAAACAACAAAGUGGACAAGCUGCUGACAACUACGAGGGUUCCCAAGCCUUAGUUGAUGAUCUCUCCAAAGGUAUUGGCCUAAAUUCUGCAGAUUCUAAAUUUUCAGCAGAGGUCAAAUGGGCUUCUGACUCGACACUGGAUUUUGAAGAUCGUAUUAUGGAUUUUAAGUUUGUCCCGGCAAGAGAUUGGGGAACUAGACUUCCACUUGAACUCUUGCUGGGUGAAACAUCUGAUGCUGAGGUGCAACUUUCGACUGUCAAGGAUGUUGAUGAUGGCAAAUGCAUUGCAGAUGGACGACAACAUAAUUUAUUUUCAUUCCAGUGGGAGGAUCAAAAUUCUACAGCAGUCAAUCAGCUUCCAGUGGAGGUGCAAGAUCUUAGGGUACCAAGUGAGACAUGCCUGUGGGAUGCUGAUCUGCAAGGUCGUGAAAGCAGCAACCAGCAGCCAUUCUCCAGCCUUAUUUAAGAUGCACACGAACAGCUGUACUGUAUAUAAAAUAAAAAUGGAACGAUUUGCAUAAUUGUUGGUUUUCGUAAACAGCUCUACAGUAUAUAAAAUAUAAAUGGAACUAUUUGCAUAA